AUGGCUGAAGAAAGGAAGGAUGUGGAAGGUGCCGAUGAGGCGCCGCUUAAACCGGUAUCCUCUCUAUUGUCUCAUUUCGAACACCUUUCGUACUCCAAAAGCAAACCACCUACUCCUGGAUCAAAUUAUGACCGGAUAUCCCGCCCGAGAUUCAAGGAUUUGGAGGAUGAGUCUCACCCAAUAGUUCGUGCAUCAUUGGACUUACCUCGCUCUCAUUCACCAUGGGCAGUCAGCGGUGGCUCGGAAAAUGGGUCGGUGUCUGCUGUCGAUAGAACAUCAAAUGCACCAUGGAUGGACUCCAAGCGGGAAAAGUCUCCAGGAUCUCGGAGAUUCUCUCGUCCCCUGUCAAUGAACCUCCGCUCUAUACCGCAGAUGACACCGAGCCUGACCGUCGAGUCACCUCGUUCUCCUCCUCGCGGGGCUAAUGGACAGAACGGUGGGCACUGGCCUUCCUUCAAUCGAGGAACCUCCGAUAUAACACCCGCUACGAAUCCACGAGCGAGAAGCCCACCCGGUCCAGCAGGGACAAGGGUUCCAAAUUCUCCGGGAGCCAGGUCAGCCGGCGCUCCUCAGGCAUCCCGAGAACAUUCACCUAGCGGUUCGGUAAAGAGCUCCUCUGUUCCGCCUCCUGUCAGUAGAGGAGAGAAGCCGAAGAUUCCGGCCAAACCGGCAAAUAUGUCCAAUCUAGAUGUUCGCGCACUUACUCCAACGCACGAGCGAAAUCAGCCUACGACAGCCCAAAUCUCGCCGUUCAGCACACCUCCAAGCAGUCCCGAAAAGCCCCAAGUUAAGGCAGGCCAGCCACCGCGCAAAUCGCCUAAAAUAUCAAGAUCGCUAUCUACAACUCCGGAGCCUAUUUCUUUACCACCUCCUGUUGAUCGAAGUACUCGUCCAGUCACGAAUGCAACUCAGUCUACCGAUGCUAGAAGCCGGCCACCUUUGGUUACAUCACAUCCAACAGAUGCAAGGGAGUUUGGCUUCACAAGAAGGGGCACUGGUCUCUCACCCUCAAACCAUUCAAGAUCAGCGAGUCAGAUUGUCUCAAACACGCGAGAUUCUAGAUUAGCAAGGCCAGUAGGUCACAAAACGCUGCCCGAUGAUGAUCGGCCGGAGCUACGCCCAAGUUUACCACCUCGCGAUGGCCAGCCGCGAAGUGUCGGCCCAAGUGAGUUGAGGAACCCCGACCUACCGCCUAGAACAUCACUUGAUAUGCCCUCCCGAGCACCCAAGAUACCUACUCCGAGUCGCCUCCCGACACUGGAGAUGAAUACACGGUUUGCCCCUCCGCCUCGUAGGCAGACCGCUACCGUCAGUGGCAAGCUUGGUCCAGAUACGCCUCAAACAUCCAAAAUCCGUCAACAUCGCUCACAAAUUACUUCUCAUACCAUGUCUAAGCAGGCAUCGAGAAGCGAUUCGAGAGAUUCAGAAGACGAAGCCUACCCAGAAGAAGCUCCAGUGUCCAGAACGGACUAUCCCGAUUCUUCCCAAGUUAACCGUCGUCCUCCAAUCUUCAAAACGGGUCCUCUUACGAUUCCAACUCGAUACGACACACGUGAGUUUGACGUGUGCGGUAAACAUGCGUGUACUACCGGCUACUUAACGCGGGUUUGGGAUCUCACGACGGGGGAGCAGAUAUUGAGUAUUAGUCAUGGAGAAACUAUCAAGGCUCAUACGGUGGCCUUUAAACCUGGGACUGGCCUAGAAGAUGAGGGAACUCGUCUGUGGGUUGGUACCAGCGCAGGGGAAAUUCAUGAGAUAGAUAUCAACACGCAGUCUAUUGUCACAUCACGAUCAUAUCCUUCGAGACGUGAAGUCAUUAGGAUAUAUCGUCAUAAAAAAGAAAUGUGGACUCUGGACGAUGAGGGAAAGUUGUUGGUGUGGCCGCCAGACGAGACCGGUACCCCGAAUCUUCAAUAUAGCUAUGACAGUCCGCAGGAUCGCGUGGCGAAGGGGCACACGUUCUCUAUGGUUGUUGGAGAUGACUUGUGGCUUGCCACUGGCAAGGAAGUUCGAGUUUACCGUCCAGAUGCCCACGGAGAAGCAUUCCAAGUGUUGAAGAAACCAUUGGGAGCAAACCACACCGGAGAUGUGACAUCUGGGACACAUACUACGAAAGACGGCGGCCGCGUCUACCUGGGCCAUGCCGACGGGAAGGUCACUGUAUAUUCCUCGACCGAUUAUUCGUGCGUGGCUUCCGUGAACGUCAGUGUCUACAAGAUCAACUCGCUGGCAGUCGUGGGAGAUUAUCUCUGGGCUGCAUACAAAACGGGAAUGAUAUACGUUUACGACGUAUCGACUAACCCAUGGACCGUGAAGAAGGAUUGGCAUGCUCAUGAAAGCCCUGUGUGUGGACUUGUACUUGAUCCGAGCUCGUUAUGGACAAUGAAUCGCCUCCAGGUCGUUUCGCUUGGGACAGAUAACUAUCUGCGCCUGUGGGAUGGCAUGUUGGAAGACGACUGGCUGGAGUCGCGUAUGCAAAGAAGAGACGUCGAAUACUGCAAUUUCCGGGAAAUACGAGCGACGAUAGUGACUUGGAACGCUGGGGCUUCUGUGCCUCGGGAUUUGCAUGGCAGUGCGUUUAUUGAAAACGCUAUCCACGCAGAGCAACCUCCAGAGAUUUUGGUGUUUGGAUUCCAGGAAUUAGUCGAUCUGGAAGACAAGAAGAUCACUGCCAAAAGUUUACUCCUAGGAAGCAAAAAACGAGAGAACAAUGAAAAAGAGCAUAUGAGCCGGCAGUACCGGGUGUGGCGCGAUCAUCUGGCGGCUUGCAUCAAUAACGCCAUGCCUCUUGAAGAAUCAUAUGUUCUUCUCCACACUGCUAACCUCGUGGGGUUAUUUACGUGUGUUUUUAUCAAGCAGAAGGAGCGAGAAAGAGUUCGCAAUGUCAGUGCCGCAGAAGUCAAGCGCGGAAUGGGGGGCCUGCACGGCAAUAAGGGAGCUUUGAUAUUGCGAUUUGUGCUCGAUGACAGUUCGAUGUGUUUUAUUAAUUGCCAUUUGGCUGCCGGCCAGUCACAUACAGCACACCGAAACAACGAUAUUGCAGCAAUUCUCGAAGCAGAGUCUCUUCCUCCGGAGCAUAGCCUUAGCACGCGGACUGACCUCUUCGUGAACGGUGGUGACGGGUCGAUGAUUUUGGAUCACGAGAUAUGCAUUCUCAAUGGAGAUUUGAAUUAUCGGAUUGACUCCAUGUCUCGCAAUGUGGUUAUCGACGCGGUACGACAGAACAAUCUUCCCAAGUUGUUGGAACGAGAUCAACUGCUUGCGUCCAAACGAAAGAACCCGAGCUUCCGUCUUCGAACGUUUACCGAAGCACCGAUUACGUUUGCACCAACCUACAAGUACGACGUUAACUCGGAUGAAUACGACACGAGUGACAAGAAGCGAUCUCCUGCGUGGUGUGAUAGGAUUUUGUAUCGUGGAAUCGGUAAAGUCAAGCAGACCGAGUAUCGACGACAUGAGGUGCGAGCAUCGGAUCAUCGGCCGGUUAGUGCGUCUUUCAAGAUGCGAGUGAAAAGCAUCCUACCCGAGGAACGGGCAGCCGCGUGGGAGGCGUGUCAGAAGGAAUUUUCAAAGGAGAAGAAGAGACUUGCUUGUGAAUCUAGUAUCGAGUAUCUAGUGAAUGUCUUUGGCAUGGAGCGAGAACAGGCUCGAGAAGUGAUUACAUCCGGCGGGUCGUCCAAGCCAAAGACGUAAAUACGUCUAGCCUUUAUGUCAAUGAUAUAGCAUAUUCUCCGGC
Messenger RNA from Talaromyces stipitatus ATCC 10500, 3736 nucleotides. Its product is annotated as inositol polyphosphate phosphatase, putative. Gene Ontology annotation, biological process: phosphatidylinositol dephosphorylation. NCBI's taxonomy places the organism in Eukaryota, Fungi, Ascomycota, Eurotiomycetes, Eurotiales, Trichocomaceae. Bases 1 to 3693 code for a protein of 1230 amino acids. Gene Ontology annotation, molecular function: phosphatidylinositol-4,5-bisphosphate 5-phosphatase activity; protein binding. The record is from RefSeq and is a predicted model, not a curated record. The transcript is spliced from 6 exons.